Molecule: messenger RNA, 336 nt
Organism: Symbiodinium pilosum
Lineage: Eukaryota; Dinophyceae; Suessiales; Symbiodiniaceae
Source: the annotation of a GenBank genome assembly
GUUUGCUUGAUCCCGCAGGGGCGUGUGAGUAGCUACGUGGAGGUCUCCCGGGUUUUGGGCCAGGGAUGGAGCCCGCGCUCGGUCGGCCAGGCACUUAAACGGAAUCCGCACGCCCCAGUGGUGCCAUGCCACCGAAUUGUCAGAGCUGACCGAUCUCUUGGCGGCUACUUUGGCGCGACCUGUCUGGAAGAUGGGCAAAUGCAAGCAAAGGUGCGUCUGCUGGAAGAGGAGGGCGUUGUCAUGGAGCGGAAGCAGGAUUCUUUGUUCGUUAAGCCAGAGUGCUUCUGGCACUUUCCGCAGACCAUUGAGCUGGAGGCAGUGAUCCUUCCGCCGGUC